AUGCCGCCAUAUGACUAACAAGUUCUUGGCUAUAGAAAACAAAACGUCCAGUUCUAAGUGGAAGGAAAAAAAAACGAAUAUCUGACUUCAAAAACAUGAAGAAAUCAACAAUAUAUUCAAUACUAUCAGUGUUGCACAUCUUUGCUCUUCAUCUUCAAUCAGAGGUCAACUCGUUCGCUACUACUCGUGAUCAUGAUUUUCGCUACAUGAGAUUUGUGUAUAACGCCAGUGAUCCACGGUUAGAAGCAUCGUAUGACUAUAUUGUCAUUGGUGGAGGAACAGCAGGUUGCCCACUAGCAGCAACUUUAUCAGCAAACUACUCAGUGCUCCUUCUAGAAAGGGGCAGUAUUCCUACAGCAUAUCCGAGCGUCUUGCGUGACGAUGGGCUUCUAACUACUCUAAUGCGGGAAGAUAAUGGCAAGACACCAGCUCAAAAGUUCACAUCAGAAGAUGGUGUUCCUAAUGUCAGAGGCAGGGUCUUAGGUGGGUCAAGCAUGAUUAAUGCUGGCUUCUACACCAGAGCUGACAGGGAUUUCUUUAUGAAAUCAGGGAUUGAGUGGAACAUGGAUUCGGUUUAUAAGGCAUAUCGGUGGGUUGAAGAAACUAUUGUGUUCCGCCCAACUAUGGAUCCCUGGCAAUCUGCUGUAGCAAAAGCAUUGUUGGAGGCUGGUGUUGAUCCAGACAAUGGACUUAAUUUGGAUCACAUUAAAGGAACUAAAAUUGGGGGUUCGACGUUUGACAACAAUGGGAGAAGACAUGGAGCUGUGGAGCUGCUUAAUAAGGGAGAUCCGAACAAAUUGCGAGUUGCAGUUCAUGCCACAGUAGAGAAGAUCCUCUUCUCUUCCAAGGCAUCAAGUUUGUCAGCUAUUGGAAUCAUGUAUAGUGAUUCGAACGGGAGGUCCCAUUGUGCAUAUGUACGCAGUCAAGGGGAGGUUGUAUUGAGUGCCGGUGCAAUUGGGAGCCCUCAACUUCUACAACUUAGUGGUAUUGGCCCAGAAUCUUAUCUGUCAUCUCUUAAAAUCCCAGUUGUUAGUCCCCAUCCAUACGUUGGGCAGUUUAUGUAUGACAAUCCUCGUAACUUAAUUAACAUUUUGCCCCCAUUUCCACUAGAGCCUUCACCUGUGAAGAUUGUAGGUAUUACAAGCGAUUUCUACAUAGAGAGUCUCUCCGGUUCUCCAUUUUCUACUCCACCAUUUAGUCUUUUUCCUAAUCCAUUUAAUCCCAUAAAGGUUGAUUCGAGUUUCGGACAAAUUGUUAUCAAAGUUCCAGGACCCAUGUCAUAUGGUUCUCUUAGGCUGCAAUCAUCCUCUGACGUGAGAGUCAACCCAAAUGUCAAAUUUAACUACUAUGCACACCCGUUGGACCUUUCUCGUUGUGUUAGUGGCAUGAAAAAGAUUGGCGAAUUGCUAAGGACAAACUCAUUGAAACAAUUUAAGGCUCAAGAUCUGCCGGGUAUAGAAGGUUUUAAGUUUUUAGGCCUAUCCUUACCAAAGAACCAGACAGAUGAUGUUUCCUUUCAGACAUUUUGCCGAAGUUCAGUGGCAACAUUUUGGCAUUACCAGGGGGGAUCCAUUGUUGGAAAGGUUGUCGAUAGCGGUUUGCGUGUUUUGGGGAUCAAUGCAUUGCGUGUUGUGGAUGCAUCCACAUUCAAUUUCUCACCGGGGGCGAAUCCUCAGGCCACCCUUAUGAUGUUUGGCAGGUAUGUUGGCCUUAAGAUGCUGCAAGAAAGACCAGCCUGAAAGGAAAAUCUAUUAAGAAGUCAAGUAGCUUACGGUUUGGCUAGAAAAAGGGUAUAGUGGUGCUUUGAAAAAAUAAAAAACUACUUAUGCUAGAAU
Molecule: messenger RNA, 1835 nt
Organism: Pyrus x bretschneideri (Chinese white pear)
Lineage: Eukaryota; Viridiplantae; Streptophyta; Magnoliopsida; Rosales; Rosaceae
Product: (R)-mandelonitrile lyase 3
Exons: 5
Coding region: 96-1739 (547 amino acids)
Molecular function (GO): oxidoreductase activity, acting on CH-OH group of donors; flavin adenine dinucleotide binding
Source: RefSeq, a predicted model, not a curated record